AAUAGUGGAUGGUGGUGGUGGAACCACUUAAUGCGAUUUCACCUUCCCUAUGUUUCUCCCACAGAAAAACAAAAUCCAAUAAUUAAAAAAUCGUUUCAAACCAAAAGUCUUAUUUACCUCAAUACCAUAUUUGAUAAACUCCUUAACUCGAUUAUCUAUUCUCAUCCGAAUCACUUUCUUACGUUUUCUCUCACUAAAAUCAUAUCCAAAGAGUUUCAUAUUUUGUGUUUGGUCAGAAGAAGAUGGAGUCUGGUAAUAGUAGUAGCAUGCAAUCUUCAAGCGGAGGAGGAGGAGAAGAAUACGAUUCACGCGCCGCCGAUCAAUCCAUCUCAGCCUUCUUCGACCACCACAACCACCACGUGGCAUCUUUACCUCCGCCGCAACAAAACCACCUCAACCCCCUUCACUUCGACCACAACAACUCUUUAAUACCACAAAAUUACUUCAAUAAUAAUAACGGUAUCUUCUUGCCUAUAAACCAACAAUCCGACCCAAAUACUCAACCCGACCUCCGAACCUUCUCCUCUACCUCGCCAUCAAUCCCUCCUAACAACAUAGGAGUAAUCAAGAAAACAAAGAAAAGAUCUCGAGCAUCAAGGCGAGCACCAACGACGGUUCUAAAGACGGACACUUCGAAUUUCCGAGCGAUGGUUCAGGAGUUCACCGGCAUCCCAUCUCCGCCGUUAUUCAACAACAACUCCGUCGUGAACACCAUGCGCCUCAACACUUUCCUCGGCUUGUCUUCUUCAACGACGCCAAACUCUAACAACAGCAACAACAACAUCUUGUUACGACCUUUCGCUCAAAAACUCCUCCCAACGUCUCCUCUCCUAUCCGGAUCACAGAUUCAGCAAUACCAAAACCCUAACAACAGUUUCGAGAAUAUGAAUUUACAGUCUCUACUUCAAGCUCAGAUUUCAAACCCUAGAAGCAAUGAUCACGAUCAGUUUGGUCUUAGUAUGUUGCAGAGUCAAUCUAUUACUCCUCUGACGACGACCACAAUAGCUAACGGGAACGUAACCACGGGUGAAAAUGGUGGUUACGGUGUUUCCUAUCAUGAUCAUAAUAAUGACAAUACUUGGUUAUGUUCAUCUUCCGACCAAAGAACAUAGAAGUGUUUCUAUAUAUAUAUUGUCCGAAUCCAAAGCUAAUCUCUUGGUAUAUGCUUAUUCAUUUCAACAAUUAAACAUAGUAUGUAUUAUGAUGAUUAAAUUACUAGUUUAUUAUUCUAUAUAUUUUCGUAUGAUUAAACACC
Messenger RNA from Raphanus sativus (radish), 1255 nucleotides. RefSeq lists its product as uncharacterized. The transcript has a single exon. The record is from RefSeq and is a predicted model, not a curated record. The coding region runs from base 243 to 1112 and encodes 289 amino acids. Lineage: Eukaryota; Viridiplantae; Streptophyta; Magnoliopsida; Brassicales; Brassicaceae.